Messenger RNA from Lates calcarifer (barramundi perch), 3749 nucleotides. RefSeq names its product CCN family member 1. The transcript is spliced from 5 exons. NCBI's taxonomy places the organism in Eukaryota, Metazoa, Chordata, Actinopteri, Centropomidae. Gene Ontology annotation, cellular component: extracellular region. The record is from RefSeq and is a predicted model, not a curated record. Bases 179 to 1369 code for a protein of 396 amino acids. Gene Ontology annotation, biological process: signal transduction. Gene Ontology annotation, molecular function: protein binding.
AACUUUGAUCGAUGAGAAUUUACAAAUGAUGGAGGGCGUUUGAGGAUCGUCGUGCAAGUCGGAUUUAACCUUUGUGGACAAAAGCUGUUGUUUCUGAGUCGGUGGGGGAUUUAUUUCUCUGUGAUAUAAACUUUUUUUAAAAACCUUUUUUCCGCUUCUUUGUGAAUGAGCUGACAACAUGGGGAUACUGCUAUUAUUUGCUGUCUUGCAAGUGGUGACAGUGGGUUUGGUGACUGCAGGCUGUCCGGUGGUGUGUGAGUGUCCAGCAGGGCCCCCGUCCUGUCCCCCGGGGGUCAGCUCAGUCCCGGAUGGCUGCGGCUGCUGCAAAGUGUGCGCUGCCCAGCUCAACCAGGACUGCCACGAAGGACGGCCCUGCGACCAUCAUAAGGGCCUGGAGUGCAACUACGGCAAUGACGUGGGUCGCACCCAUGGCAUCUGCAGGGCAAAGGCAGAGGGCCGCUCCUGUGAAUACAACGGGCGGAUUUAUCAAAACGGCGAGAAUUUCCGUGCUGGUUGCAAACACCAGUGCACCUGCAUCGACGGAGCAGUGGGCUGCGUGCCCCUGUGCCCCAGUCACGUGCCCCUGGCGUCCCCUUCCUGUCCUGCCCCACAGCUGGUCAAGGUGCCGGGCCAGUGCUGCCUCAGCAUCGACUGCCACAAGGGAACCACCGUUGUCCCCCCAGUGCACCGGCGGCCGCAGCCUCCGGCUUACCCUCCUUACCCCUUCAUUCCCUACCCGGCCUACCCCUACCCCAAGCCUUAUCCAAAACCGUACCGGAAGCUGUACCCCUACAAACCCAAAAAGGAGAAGGACACCAUGGGCAACGAGCUGGUGGAGGUGGGGCGCAAGUGGGACAAGCCACGUGGAAACAAGCACCUGGCGGCCUGGAGGCAGGUGGGAGACCAGUGCGUGGUUCAGACUACUUCCUGGUCUCAAUGUUCUCGGAGCUGUGGGAUGGGCGUCUCCUCUCGUGUUACCAAUGACAAUGCCCGCUGUAAGCUGAUCAAGGAGACGCGUCUGUGCAACAUUCGGCCAUGCAGCUCCAUGUCUAUCCCUGUCAAGAAAGGAAGGAAGUGCUCUCGUACCCAUAAGGCCCCUGAGCCACACCGUCUGUCCUACGCCGGCUGCAGGAGCACCCGCCUGUACAGGCCCAACUACUGUGGUGUUUGCAGGGAUGGCCGGUGCUGCUCGCCCCGUCGCACGCGCACCGCCAGCGUCACCUUCGCUUGCCCUGAUGGCGAACGCUUCAACAGGUCUGUGAUGUUCAUCCAGUCCUGCAAGUGCAGCGAUGAGUGCAACCACCUUAACGAGGCCGCCAUGCCACCACAGCGAUGGCUCUACGGAGACACACAUAAGUUCAUCGACUAGUGGUAUUACCCCUCCCCCCCAACCUACAUUCCUUCACAAAAAAAAAAGACUUUUAACUCCCCCCAUAGAAUAGAAUAGCUGUCCUUAGUGUAUCUUUGAGUAGACACAAGAAAGGUGCACACGUCAAAACAUCUUUUCUGGAAAAUGAUUUGGGGAGGAAUGGGGAGAAGAAAAAUGAAUCAGAUGGGCGCAUCUCCAACUUGGAAACAGUAAAGUGACCAGCCCCUGUUUUAGUGUAGAUAAAAUGUAGUCUCUGGCCUGGCCAGACUACUUAAAACUGUGACAAAAUCUUUGUGGAAACAUGGACGCAACCAGCUGCCAUGUCGCUGCCAUGAACCAAAUGUCCUCUGAACUCUGAGACUUUUGUUCGGGACAGUGGAGCAAGAGCUGACACACACACAAGCAUAAUUGUUGGGAUUUCCUCUGCUGAUGGUGUGGAUUCACAUCACAGAUACUGAGGAAUAGAUCAGACUAGCUAACAGAAAGCUGGCCUGAUGGAGCCAAAUAUGAAACCAGCUGGAGUCAUAUGUCUGUGCACUCCUAAAUCUGAGUAUGGAUAAACCAAAUGAAGACUCACACUCAACAGAAAAGACUGGGACGGUGGUGGUAAAAGAUGGAGGAGCAUUUCAGAUGUUCUGACAGAAGCAUGGCUCGUGUCUCUUCUUGGUAUUUAUUCAUUGGUAUUUAUUGUUGAGACAGAUGUGAUGACACAGUGGCCUGCCACCAGAGGAGGUGGCGCCGCUAUGUUUGGAGCAUCAGCACCGAUGAACGGGGAUCUGAGAGGGACAAAACAGCUGAGAGCUGUCAGCCCUUAGAGGGAGAGGAGGACUCCCACAGAUCUGGGGAUUGACCCCAGGGUUGCAUCAGAGGUCAGAAAGCCAUAUCUAAUGAUGGAUGAUGAAGACUACAGGAGAAGAGGAGGCAUGUACUGGAAAAAGACAGAGUUGAACCUGAUGGUAGAGGCUUUGUACGCAUUAGUGGGGAAUAUGUCAGAGGGUGUUUACACAGCUGGACUCUUCCCCUGCCUUGCCUCCACAAGAAACUGAGACAUUUAGCAAGCACCAGAAGAACAAGCCUGGGAUUCUGGCGUCAAGAAGUCGACUGCCUAAUUCUGUGCAAAUUACAAUCCUGACUCUGAGGGGCAGUGAGAGAAAAUCAGCCACUCUGGUUUGCUGUAAAAAUAAAAUUUGAAAACUGGGUGUACUGAGAUAAACAUGUAAUUUGUGACUAGCGGGUGGAACCGCUCUGGUACUCAGCCUGGCCUGUAAUCGAGCAACAAGCCAGCUCACUGAAACAAAACAAUAACUCAUGCGUCUUUGUGUUGAGUGGUGUCUAUUUCUGAGAAGUGUUGGUGGGGGCUGUGUUGUCAUUUUACGUCACUGUUAAGAAACAGAAAGGAGCUCUAUGGCCAUGCAGAGGACAGGGCCAGAGCUGCCUGACGUCAGUAAGAACCUAUUGCUAAGGACACUUCUAAAAACAGGACUGAAGGAGAGAACUUCUGUAUUAUUCUCUCAUUUUUGUGACUGAAACCCUUUAUAAAGACUGAAGAACCUAAGCAUCUUCCUUAACUGGUAGAUGGGUUUAAGUCCACGCACCUUACAACAACCCUGAAUCAUGACCUAAUCUUAUGCAAAUGUAAUGCAGAGGGAUUGGGAGGUCAUUUCAAACUGAUUUUUUACUGCAUACAUAUUUCAAAGUGGUGAUUCUAAAUUAUUUGAAACACCGUUUAUCAUUUCAAAGAUUGUUUCUUUCAGUUGUGCCAUAAGAUAGUGGUUUAGAUAUUUUUGCAGUUCUCUGUGAAACUGGAAGAUAUUUGCAUUUUCUACCAUCUCUUGGCCACAGUAGGCUUUCUUAGUUAAGAGACUGCUGCCUCUAAUAUUUACAACUUUGUUAGGGGGUUUCUAACUUCACAGUUGAUUAAAAAAAUGUGUUUGAUAUGCGUUUGCCAUUGCUAUUUGCCUAUGUAGAUGCUGUGGUUUUGGUACUGUAUGUCUAGAUUUGUUAAAGGACACUAUAGAGCAGCUAUGUACAGAUGCAUUGUUACCUUUGUAGUUCUAUCUGCUGUAUAAGGGCCAAUCCUUUUACCGAGUUAUACUGAAGUAGUCCAUGUAUAGUUUAGCACUGAACGAGGCAGGGUUCAGAUCCUUUAUGAGCAUUAAGUGCCAAUUUAAAAGCAUGAUGAUUGUAUGUCUACUAGUGAACAUUAAUACCACCUGUAAUAAUAAAGUCAUGCUUUUUAAGAUUGUAUAUUAAAAGAAAAGAUUCACAGAGGCAAAACACAAUUCACCACGUUCCUCACAAACUCGUCUCUUGUUGUUUUACACACAUUUGAAUGAGUUCAUCAUUUUGCCUUUUUGAAUAAAGACAUUUUCACUCACUA